GAUCCAACUCGUGCGGGUUGGAGCCCACCUACUAAGACAGAAGCGACGUCGUAGGACCCAAAAGGACAUGACUCCCACGUGCCAACCCAUCUCCCUCCCAAUAAGAGCACUGAGAACCAGGCAGUAGCAGAGGACUACUCCAAAGCCCUAACCCUAGCGAAGUGGUUUUGAUUCACACCAUGGAAGGUGAAGAAGAAUCGUCUGCGGGGGCAAUGAUCGACGAGAUCUAUUCCAACGGCGGUGACGCAAAGCGCAACAGACCAAUCAUAAGCGGGGAAGCACUCGAUAUCGAAGCUUACGCGAGCCUUUACAGUGGGCGAACCAAGAUCACCAGGCUCCUCUUCAUCGCCGACCGAUGCGAGAACCGUCAGAUGCAGAUGGAGGCGUAUCGGAUGGCAUACGAUGAGAUAAAAAAGGGCGAGAACACGCAACUCUAUAGGGAGGUAGUGCAGAAGAUUGAUGGAAGGUUGGGACCUCAGUAUGGUUUGGACCUGGUGUGGACGGAGUCGGUGGAGCGAAGAGCCGACCAGAGGAAGGAGAAACUAGAGAAUGAACUUAAUGCUUACAGGACAAAUUUAAUCAAAGAAAGCAUAAGAAUGGGAUACAAUGACUUCGGAGAUUUUUACUAUGCCCACGGUUUACUUGCGGAUGCUUUUAAGAAUUAUGUUCGAACUCGUGACUAUUGUACUACAUCAAAGCAUAUCAUUCAUAUGUGUUUGAAUGCAAUUUUGGUCAGCAUUGAGAUGGGUCAGUUCACUCAUGUCACAAGCUAUGUUAGCAAAGCAGAACAAACCCCUGAGGCACUGGACCCUGUUACAGUUGCAAAGCUGCGCUGUGCUGCAGGAUUGGCUCAUUUGGAAGCUAAAAAGUACAAGCUUGCUGCUCGCAAGUUCUUGGAAACAGGUGCUGAACUGGGGAACAACUACACAGAAGUGAUUGCUCCACAAGAUGUUGCUACCUAUGGUGGUCUUUGUGCACUUGCAAGCUUUGACCGUACAGAGCUGAAGAAUAAAGUUAUAGACAAUCUCAACUUCCGGAACUUCUUAGAGUUAGUACCUGAAGUAAGGGAGCUUAUUCAUGAUUUCUAUUCAAGCCAUUAUGCAUCAUGUCUUGAUUACCUUGGAAAUCUCAAAACAAACCUGUUACUUGACAUCCAUUUGCAUGACCAUGUUGAAAUGCUGUAUAAUCAAAUCCGCCACAAAGCCCUCAUCCAGUAUACGCAUCCCUUCGUGUCUGUUGACCUGCGGAUGAUGGCUAAUGCUUUCAAAACGAGUGUUGCAGGGCUGGAGAAAGAGCUUGAAGCUUUGAUUACUGACAACCAAAUACAGGCUCGGAUCGACUCACAUAACAAAAUUCUCUACGCACGACAUGCAGAUCAAAGGAAUGCAACUUUCCAACGGGUUUUGCAGACAGGCAACGAGUUUGAUCGUGACGUUAGGGCAAUGCUGCUGCGAGCAAACCUCCUCAAGCAUGAAUACAAUCUUAGGGCAUCAAGGAAACCAUAAACAUCAAUAUCCCGGAGGAUUAGGUGUUACCAUGUUGAUUAAGUCCAGACUUGGUCAGCUAGUAUGGGAGAUGUGGAGAACCAAAAUCCUUUGAAAAGAGGGGAAUGAAAAAUGACCCAUGCUCUAUAGCUGUUUUCAUUUUGAUGGGUGCAGGAAGGGUGUUUGUGGAACUAUGACCAACAUUGAUGGAUUAUAUGUUGUGUAUAUACUCAAAAUUAUUCACCUUAGUUGCCACAUUGAUUCUUUCUCA
Messenger RNA from Vitis vinifera (wine grape), 1755 nucleotides. Its product is annotated as COP9 signalosome complex subunit 1. Gene Ontology annotation, cellular component: COP9 signalosome. The transcript has 6 exons. Bases 180 to 1505 code for a protein of 441 amino acids. The record is from RefSeq and is a predicted model, not a curated record. NCBI's taxonomy places the organism in Eukaryota, Viridiplantae, Streptophyta, Magnoliopsida, Vitales, Vitaceae.